CGAAACUCGAAUCGGGGAUACCCGAUGGCGGAGUCCCGUCACCGCCACUUGCAUCCUUUCUCUUCGUCUUCCCCGCCCAAACCCUAACCCUUAUCGGUGUCGAUCAGAUCUCAUCGAAGGUGCCAGUCCCAUGGAUCGCCGCCACCGCGACGACAGCGCCGACAACGGCGGUGACGCCAAUGGCCAGCGGGAGAAGCGGCCCCGGCCCGCCCCUCGUGCCAUCUCCGCCGCCGAGAUCGCAGAGGAGUUUGCCCACCACGACUCCUCGGUCGCCCGCAUCAAUAACGGCAGCUUCGGUAGCUGCCCGGCCUCCGUCCUCGCGGCGCAGCGUUCGUGGCAGCUGCAAUUCCUCCGUCAGCCCGAUGAGUUCUACUUCAACCGCCUCCAGCCUGGGCUUUUCCACUCCCGCGCCCUCGUCAAGGAGAUCAUCAACGCUGCCGACGUCGAUGAGGUUGCCCUCGUCGAUAACGCCACCACCGCUGCCGCCAUCGUCCUGCAGCACGCCUCCUGGGCCUUUGCCGAGGGCGCCUUCCGCAAGGGCGACGCCGUCGUCAUGCUCCACUACGCCUACGGCGCUGUCAAGAAGUCCAUCCAUGCCUACGUGGCUCGCGCCGGAGGUCACGUCAUCGAGGUCCCCCUCCCCUUUCCGGUCUCCUCCAACGAGGAGAUUGUCCGCGAGUUCCGAAAGACUCUGGAGCUCGGGAAGGCCAACGGCCGGCGGGUCCGGCUUGCCGUGAUCGACCACGUCACCUCCAUGCCUAGCGUCGUGAUCCCCGUCAAGGAACUCACGAGAAUCUGUCGCGAGGAGGGCGUGGAUCAGGUGUUCGUGGAUGCCGCCCAUGCCAUCGGCAGUGUAGAGGUCGAUGUGCAGGAUAUUGGGGCCGAUUUCUACACGAGUAAUCUCCACAAAUGGUUCUUUUGUCCCCCGUCCGUCGCCUUCUUGUACACCAACAAGUCUUCUGCCUCCUCUUGUUUGCACCAUCCGGUGGUGUCCCAUGAGUAUGGCAAUGGCCUUCCUCUGGAGAGCGGAUGGAUCGGUACCAGGGAUUACAGCUCCCAGCUUGUAGUGCCCUCGGUUAUGGAAUUCAUCGGUAGGUUUGAGGGUGGGAUUGAAGGGAUCCGAAAGCGGAACCACGAGAAGGUUGUAGAGAUGGGCAAGAUGUUAGCCGAGGCAUGGGGGACGUUUCUUGGGUCUCCCCCGGAGAUGUGCUGCAGCAUGAUCAUGGUUGGAUUGCCUGGUUGUUUAAGGGUCUCUAGUGAGAAAGAUGCGAUGAAGCUGAGGAGCUUCUUGCGAGAGAAAUUCAAGGUCGAAGUUCCAAUUUACUAUCAGCCGCCCAAGGAUGGGGAGGUCCUUGAGAAGGACGGGAACAAUUGUGUCACUGGUUAUGUACGGAUUUCUCAUACUGUGUACAAUGCUGAGGGUGACUACCACAGACUUAGAGAUGCCGUUCACAAUCUGGUAGCUGAUGGAUACAACUGUGAUAUGCUUUCAUCCAAAUGAGAAGGUGCAGCAACUCCAACUAUCAGUAUAACUUCACAUUAGUUGUCAUUGACGUAUGACAUGGAUUUCGUCUGUCACAUAAUAAUUUAUGUAGCAUGCGUUGUACUUCAAACAGUUGGUCUACAUUGCUCCAAGCCAUGCUAGCAUUAGCUUUCAUCGAUUGCUCCAGUGUCAAGGGGAAAUGCUUUGCUUUUGACAUUGAGAAUUAUGAUAUAAGCCGGUCUACCUCGUCUAAAUUGCAAAGAUGCUGUGCUUUUUCAUGUGGAACACAGCAAUUGUGUCUUAGGAUAACGGUAUUUGGAUUGGCCAUAAGCAUGUUUCCAGAAAUCUCACUUUUCAGGACUUCGGAUAUUUUACGGAUAUACAAUAACACAAUCUUGAUUUAUUUGA
Messenger RNA from Musa acuminata subsp. malaccensis (wild Malaysian banana), 1891 nucleotides. RefSeq names its product putative L-cysteine desulfhydrase 1. The record is from RefSeq and is a predicted model, not a curated record. Lineage: Eukaryota; Viridiplantae; Streptophyta; Magnoliopsida; Zingiberales; Musaceae.